GCUGGCUGGUUGGUUGGAGAGAUCAUGAACAAGUUGUACAUUGGCAAUCUGAGUUCAAGUGUCACCGCCGCCGACCUCCAGCAACUGUGCGAGCAAAGGGAGCUGUGCAUCGGGGAAGUCCUGCUCAAAUCCGGCUAUGCAUUUGUGGAUUGCCCUGACGAGAACGCGGCGAUUAGAGUCAUCGAGACCCUGUCCGGCAAAGUGGAACUUCAUGGCAAGGUGAUUGAAGUCGACUACUCUGUCCCUAAAAAGCAGAGGAGUCGGAAAAUUCAAAUCCGCAACAUCCCGCCUCAUCUGCAGUGGGAGGUAUUGGAUGGACUCCUGGCUGAGUAUGGCACAGUGGAGAAUGUGGAACAAGUUAAUACGGACAGCGAGACAGCAGUCGUCAACGUGACAUAUGAAACGAAAGAACAUGCAAAGAUAGCACUCGAGAAGCUGAACGGACACCAGUUUGAAACGUACGCUCUGAGGGUCUCCUACAUCCCCGACGAGGAGGCCAUGCAGCCCCCAGCCCCAAGGUCAAGGCGAGGAGCCGGGGUCCGCGCCAGCCGAGAGCGCGGCCACUCGCCCGGACCCCCGCCUGCACCCAAGCAGCUGGACGUGCCCCUCCGCAUCCUCGUGCCCACCCAGUUUGUGGGCGCCAUCAUCGGCAAAGAGGGACUGACCAUCAAGAACGUCACCCAGCAGACCCAAUCCAAAAUCGAUAUCCAUCGGAGGGAGAAUGCAGGAGCCGCGGAGAAAGCCAUCACCAUUCACUCCACAGCAGAGGGCUGUACUGCUGCCUGUCAAAUGAUCCUCAAAAUUAUGCACAAGGAGGCACAGGAAACCAAAUUCACUGAGGAGAUCCCGUUGAAAAUCCUCGCUCACAACAGUUUUGUGGGACGGCUGAUCGGCAAAGAGGGGCGUAACCUGAAGAAAAUGGAACAGGAAACCGAGACCAAAAUAACCAUCUCUCCGUUACAGGACUUGACGCUGUAUAAUCCAGAGAGGACCAUCACUGUAAGGGGCAGCGUUGAGGCCUGCUCAAAAGCUGAAGUAGAAAUUAUGAAGAAACUCAGAGAGGCUUAUGAAAAUGACCUUGCUGCUAUGAAUCAACAAGCAAACUUGAUCCCCGGGUUGAACUUAAAUACCCUGGGAAUGUUCUCGUCUGGACUGCCGGUGCUUCCAUCCACAAGUCGGCCCCGUGGAGCUGCUGCUUCUUACAGUCCGUUUGCGAGUCAUCUGUGCUACCCUGGUGCCCUGUAUAAUACACCUGCAGUCGGUACAAUGGCCCAGCUGUAUUCUCAGACAUCAGAGCAGGAGGUCGUCCACUUGUUCAUCCCGACCCAAGCCGUGGGGGCCAUCAUCGGGAAGAAAGGUCAGCAAAUCAAGCAGCUGUCCAAGUUCGCUGGGGCCUCGAUCAAGAUCGCUCCUCCCGAGGGACCCGAGGCGAAUGAGAGGAUGGUGAUUAUCACUGGCUCACCAGAGGCACAGUUUAAGGCUCAAGGCCGGAUCUACAGCAAGCUGAAGGAGGAGAACUUCUUCAGUCCCAAGGAAGAGGUCAAACUGGAGGCGAACAUCAAAGUUCCAGCUUCCGCAGCCGGCCGGGUCAUCGGGAAAGGAGGCAAGACGGUGAACGAGCUGCAGAACAUCACGAGUGCCGAGGUGAUCGUGCCCCGGGAUCAAACGCCAGACGACAACGAUGAGGUCAUCGUGAAGAUCAUCGGCCAUUUCUUUGCCAGCCAGGUAGACCGCCCGGCGCCGUCGGCCACCCGCACGGACCGCUCAACGGAAAAUCCGCGAGAUCGUGCAACAGGCAAAGCAUCAGGAGCAGAAGCAGCAGGCAGGAGGCAUCGCUUCACAACGCAGCAAGUGAGACCAGGUGGAGCUGGGGGGCGGGAACAGCAGCCCGACGACUGUAGCCCUUCCGACGCGCGGGCAUGGGAGCUGGGCAGGAAGGGAAACGAACCAAAGAAACGAUGAGACAAAUGAAACAAACACAACAACGAAAAAAAAACCCCACAAACGGAUAUGGAGAGGAUGUUUCCCAGCCGAACGGUUACGGCUGUACAGAUACGGCAAGAGGUUUUCAAAAUGGCGGCAGCCGUCCUCCCAGAGUCUCUGUGGACAAUCUCUCACUUUACCCUGGUUUGUCUCGUUGAGUAACCUGGCAGAAUCGUAGACCGUUCAGGAAAUUGAGCAGGCACUUGGGCCGUGGUAGUGUGAAUAGGGAAUUUUUUUUAUAAUAAAAUUGAAACUAGUUCUGGUUUAACACUGCUUUUGUAGAUAACACGUGUAAUUUUUGUUUUGUUUUUGUUUUGUUUGCUAUUUUUUUUUCCCCCUGAGAGAUUAAAUCAUACUUUUUGAGGCCAGAAA
This is a messenger RNA of Hemiscyllium ocellatum (epaulette shark), 2355 nucleotides long. RefSeq names its product insulin-like growth factor 2 mRNA binding protein 2a (gene igf2bp2a). Gene Ontology annotation, biological process: nervous system development; regulation of gene expression. Gene Ontology annotation, molecular function: mRNA 3'-UTR binding. Gene Ontology annotation, cellular component: nucleus; cytoplasm; cytosol. Lineage: Eukaryota; Metazoa; Chordata; Chondrichthyes; Orectolobiformes; Hemiscylliidae. The record is from RefSeq and is a predicted model, not a curated record. The transcript has 16 exons. Bases 25 to 1962 code for a protein of 645 amino acids.